This is a messenger RNA of Homarus americanus (American lobster), 1900 nucleotides long. RefSeq names its product probable glutamate receptor. The transcript is spliced from 10 exons. Lineage: Eukaryota; Metazoa; Arthropoda; Malacostraca; Decapoda; Nephropidae. Gene Ontology annotation, molecular function: glutamate-gated receptor activity. The record is from RefSeq and is a predicted model, not a curated record. The coding region runs from base 165 to 1505 and encodes 446 amino acids. Gene Ontology annotation, cellular component: membrane.
GCUACAAAUACUCGAUGUUGCAUUGAGGAAUUGUCACUCUUAUUUGGUCGCGGUGGUAAGCGGAGCGGCCAACACGCCAGAGAGCUGUGGUGACAGGGUGGAGAAGACUGAGACUCUUACCAGACUGUUGCGAAGAAGUAGUGUGUUAAGAGGCAGCUAGAGUGAUGGUUCAAACGCUUCAGGAGGCCCUGGAGGACCCAGAGAUAAUCCGCGGCCUACAACACCACCCCAGGACCUUCAGGUUCACGGAGGAGGUGAGGGUGGUGCUGACGGUGGUGGAGCGGCCGCCUCACCUUUAUGUAAAGGAACAGGAUGAUGGCAGCCUCAGUGUAUCGGGACCCAUGGCUAAUGUCCUCCAUGUUAUGGCGAGCUCACUCAACUUUACGUACCAUCUGAUCAGACCUGUUGACAAAACAUACGGAUACAAGAUGGACAAUGGGACCUGGUCUGGCAUGACAGGUCACAUCCGAAGGAAGGAAGCGGAUAUUGCUCUAGCACCAUAUACCCGCACCGAGGACAGGAAUAAAUACCUCGAAUUUACUGAUUCAUUAUACUCUGAUGUUCUACAAUGUGUUGCGGGAAAAGGCCAACCAGAAAUCGACCCGUGGGGAUUCCUGUUUCCGCUGGAUUCCGUGGUUUGGACGGCACUGUUGGCAUCCCUGGUGAUAGCUUGGUUGGCAAUGGUGGUGCUUGGCAGCAACAAUAAUAAAAAGAGUGUUGGACGCUUCACAUGGAUCACUGACUUAUUUCUAGAACAUCUAAGAGUAGCCCUUCGUCAAGACUUGCGCUUGGGGCAGCGACGUGGUAGUGAAAUGUUGUUGGUGUUGGGGUGGAUGGUUGUGACGAUGAUGGUGAUGUGGAGCUACAGUGGCAACUUGGUCUCUCUACUGGCGGUGCGAUACAUCUCCAAGCCGUUGCAGACCCUCAGGAACCUGCUCGACUCCUCCGUCACUCUGAUCAUGACGCGCAACGACGUUUUUAUUGAUUUCCUUCUCACAGUGAAGAGUGGUGAGUUGCAGGAGUUGGGAAAUCUAUACAAGGUGGGUCGGGUCAAAUACCAGUUAUCAAAAACCUUCCCGGACGUGAUGGAGAAGCUGGUCACCAAGGGUCACCACGUCCUCUUCAGCCCUGGCCUCGCUCUUGACCGACUCGCUGCCAACUACUUCGCAAAAACAGGACGAUGUGACUUCUAUAAGAUGAGAGAGUCCUUUUUCCCCCUCACCCACUGUAUCGUCGCACUCAAAGGAAACCUACUUGUUCGUGCCAUGAGUUAUAGGGUGAGGGCCAUACUGGAGUCUGGGCUGUACGACCACUGGUUGAUGAGCAGUAUCCCCUUCUCCACCGUGUGUCGCCAUGCGCCCUCCAUCAUCACAGAGAGGGAAUCUCUCGCCAUCAACAACCUCUGGGGGAUGUUGGUGGUGCUGGGCGCAGGACUUCUGCUGGCUCUGGUCACCUUCUGUCUGGAACUUUAUGUCAACAAACGCAGUGGUGACGGAGUCUCAUAGUCCUCCACAUCGUCACGUCACAUCUCAACACCCAGCGCAACUGUGACGACUUAGCCACAUGUACUGAGUCUGUGUCACAAGCUCAUACUCAUCGGUACUGACAAGGCUAUGAGAAGUUGCCACUGAUCAUCAUCACCACUGACAGGGAAGUCGUCAAGCUGACCACCAACCUAUGCAGUUGAACCUGACAAUUAAUUUUUGUUUUGUUUUAUACAUUUUUAAAUAAGCCCGAGUAAUAGCAAUGUUCAGCCGGAAAGUUUCCAGCCAUUGUUCUACGCACCUGAAAUUUCCGUGUUAUAGCUACUCAGUACAGUACCUUUAUAUGUCUUAUUAAGUCUACUGAAAAAGUCUGACCGCAGUUAAUGUUUAUGUAUAAAUAAACUAUUAAACUAACA